AUAGACGUUCCGGCCGUUUUACCGUCAGAUGGUACAUCGCAAUUUGAUGAUGCAACUUUAAAAGGUAAUAAUAACAAUUAAAACAAACACAACUUAUUCAAUAAGGUAUGGUCAUCGAGUCAAUUAGGGUUACGCAAUCCUUUUAAGAGAGGCACACAAAGGGACCUGUACCGCUUAGUGAUCAUGGAACAGGAAAAAUGCAGACAAAUUUUGCAAGUCAACAAAAUGACUUUAACGUUUGACAGCCGGUUCAAACUGCUGCUCUCUUGGAUAUUUUACGCAUCUGUAUAUGUCUGGCUGCUAUUUUGUGCAUCCCUAUUGAGUUAUAUUCUAUAUCAUCAUGUUUUCUUCUUUCUGUUAGCGAUGGCGGAGGUGUACUUGAAAGAAGGUGACAACGAGUACAGCAAAGGAGAAACCAACAAUGCUGUACACUUUUACUCGGAGGGACUGCAAGUGAACUGCAAAGAUGUCAAACUAAACGCCAUACUCUAUAGCAACAGAGCAGCGGCUCAGCUCCUUCUGGGUAAGAAUUAAUCAAUCAUUCCAGUUUUGUAUUCAUUUUGAUAGAGAUUGAUUACAAUCAUCUUGAUCUUUCAUAUCAGUCUACAGUUCGAAUGGUGUGCGUGAAUGAAAACUUUCGCCGUGCUUGCAGCAACCUCAAGGUAAUAUGGGAAGGUAGCGCUGGCAUGACUGGGACAGGCUCAAUGCAUGGCCCCGUCACCAACAUCACUCGUUCUGGCCGAUUCUCUAUUCGUCCGCUGGCUAUUUGAAAGAUGGGAUAAAAUCUGACACUAAAAAUUGUGAACCUCAAAUUAGCCAAUCAGAUAUAUGAAAAUCAGACAGACCGAAAUUCAGAUGCUCUCGCAAGACUUUUUUGUUAAUUUGGCAACUUACCCAGCACUGAGAAGACAUCAGUAACUGAAACGUUUAAAGUAGACUCUAGUUCUGAAAGUUGAGAAUUUGUCCUUCCGUACUCACACCAAAUUAUUUUGUCAGGAAAAAAAUUUUUGUCAUAAUGCUCAGUAGGUGAUUGGACUCAUCUGACUAGUUGAUCAUUCAGGAAAAAAGCUUGUGCUGGGGUUCCGCAUUGUCUGAUCUCCUUAAAUCAUUUCACAACCUAAUUUAUUGUCUUAAUUUCGACUUUGUAUUUGAAAGAUCUUCUUGCAAAAGCACAAUGAAAAAUUCCAAAUUUCUCAUUUUGAAAAGUAAUCCGCCUACUCUUAUAGGGUUUUGGAUUAAGUUGUAAGUUUUGAUAGUUAAUGAAAAAGCUGCUAUAUCAUUACGUAUAUUAUAUAAACUGUGAUGUUUUACAAUGAUUACCAGGCCUGAGAGCAGCAGCACACGUGUAAAAUUACGAUGAGCCUUAUCGCCCACGCACUUUACAACUUUUUUUUCGAGGGUCGAGGAUCCUUUUUUCAUUUAUUAAUAAAGCCGACUUUUAUUGUUAUAAAUUAGUAUUAUUUUUAUAUAACACACAAAAUAAUACAUGGCUGCUUAAAGAAAUGGAACUUCUCUUCGAGUGUUCAACCCGAUAUCCUCCUCUUCCCCUGUUCUCACUCGUAGGCUAUCGUGUUGAUCACUCGAGAAAAAAUUCCAUAUCUACGCGUACCCAUGUAUACCUCUCAAUUUCUUAACCAGUCUCCAUUUCACACUCGGUCUCGAGUCUGGUAAUUUACUUUGACUGUGUACAUUGCGAGACAUUACUAAAGUUAAGAUUUGUAAGAUUGAAAUAGAAGUACAUGUUGAGUUCCUUUAUUAUCCGCAAUGCGAAAAAUGAUCUUUCUUGAUAUCAAUUUUUUUCAAUUUCUUUAAGGGGCCAGUGCAUGUGUACAACAGCACUUGUAUCAAGAAGCCAUUACCUGGUGUCAGAAAGGAUUGGCAGUAUCCUUUGACCAAUGUAGAAAAAGCCAAUUCUGCUUUGGAGAUUUCUUUCAUUUAAUUACUCAUGUAAAAUAGCGAAAAGUAGGCGGUUCCCAUAUCUUGUUGACUCUGAUAAAUAUACGAAUUCAAGAAACCGGGCGACUUGUUAUGUAUAUUAGACGGCCAACAACACCAGAAAUCAUCUUAAACAGUACUGGGUUCAAACGUUCACCUGAGUGAUGCCCUUAACUAUAUCAGCUCUUACCAUAAUGCUCAGUAGGUGCCAAACAACUCCAAAUUCCUUUCAAACCUCAUGCCUAAAAACAAAGUUCUAUAAUUCCUUUUCUCUCAUGUCCUAUCACUGGAGUUAAAACCGUCUGCCUGCGCCAUUGGCAGUGUCAUUGCCAGCUCCAGUCACCGCAAGUGUGCGGAGUCAGGUGCACAUUUACAUGUAAGCUUAUAUAUUCGUUAACACAACUAAUCUAGACCAUGAGAAUUAAGUGCACAAUUUUGCACAAUAAUGCUGGCUGUGCUUCUUACACUGGUAGUACUUCUGCUUCUACCACCCUCACCAUUACCGGUAAUAGAAGCAGUAGAGGUGGUAAUAACUGUAUUUGUAUUACUUUCAGCUAUUGCGGCCAAUUUUCAUUACACUGGAUUGAAUGCUGGCAUGAACUGUGUUGAGUUUGAAAUUGUAGUGUAAAUAGAACUGACCUAAAACUCUUUAGAAGGCAAAUUCUUUGACUCGAGCCUUUUAAGAUUAACAAGAACAAUAAGAAGUUACUUGAUUUGUGGACCGAGUGUGAUAAUCAACCAACUGAUGGCACAGAUGAAACGAGAAUUAAUCAGGAAAUUAACACUAUCCGUGACGAUACCAAAGAGAAAAUCGAGGUAAGAGAAAGUUUACGACUUUAAAAUUAAUCGAAAACCAAGAGGUAACGCGGAAAGGGACGCUUCCAUGGAAGACAGACCAGCUCAAUUUUUCCGUAUAUAUAUAUAUAUAUAUAUAUAUAGUAGUUAAGUGCACUAUAAGGGUAACCUUCUCAGUCCAUAAGCAAGUCUGGUCCAUAUAAUAAGCCAUCGAGAAACAUAAUUAAGGAUAGAUAAGCCAAGGGGAUAAAAGGUAGUCAAACAAUUUCAAUAUUUCUAAUUUUAAACUUUAGGAUAUACAAAUCAACGCUCAGCUACCUCAAACGGCUGUCCAAAAGAUCCUCCACUAUGCAAACAAUUUGCAUUUUUCUAUUGAAGCAGGGGACAAAGCUGGAGAAGGGAGGAGUUACUGCAAUCUCGGCAAUGCUUAUCAUAGGCUUGGAGAUUUCAAAAGAGCCAUCCAGUAUCAUGAACGUCAUCUAAAAAUUGCCAAAGAAGUGGGAGACAAGGCUGGAGAGGGAAAGAGUUACUGCAAUCUCGGCAAUGCUUAUGAUAGCCUAGGAGAUUUCGAAAGAGCCAUCCAGUAUCAUGAACGUCAUCUAAAAAUUGCCAAAGAAGUGGGAGACAAGGCUGGAGAGGGAAAGAGUUACUGCAAUCUCGGCAAUGCUUAUCAUAGCCUAGGAGAUUUCGAAAGAGCCAUCCAGUAUCAUGAACGUGAUCUAAAAAUUGCCAAAGAAGUGGGAGACAAGGCUGGAGAGGGAAAGAGUUACUGCAAUCUCGGCAAUGCUUAUGAUAGCCUAGGAGAUUUCGAAAGAGCCAUCCAGUAUCAUGAACGUGAUCUAAAAAUUGCCAAAGAAGUGGGAGACAAGGCUGGAGAGGGAAAGAGUUACUGCAAUCUCGGCAAUGCUUAUGAUAGCCUAGGAGAUUUCGAAAGAGCCAUCCAGUAUCAUGAACGUCAUCUAAAAAUUGCCAAAGAAGUGGGAGACAAGGCUGGAGAGGGAAAGAGUUACUGCAAUCUCGGCAAUGCUUAUGAUAGCCUAGGAGAUUUCGAAAGAGCCAUCCAGUAUCAUGAACGUGAUCUAAAAAUUGCCAAAGAAGUGGGAGACAAGGCUGAGAGGGAAAGAGUUACUGCAAUCUCGGCAAUGCUUAUGAUAGCCUAGGAGAUUUCGAAAGAGCCAUCCAGUAUCAUGAACGUCAUCUAAAAAUUGCCAAAGAAGUGGGAGACAAGGCUGGAGAGGGAAAGAGUUACGGCAAUCUCGGCAAUGCUUAUCAUAGCCUAGGAGAUUUCGAAAGAGCCAUCCAGUAUCAUGAACGUGAUCUAAAAAUUGCCAAAGAAGUGGGAGACAAGGCUGGAGAGGGAAAGAGUUACUGCAAUCUCGGCAAUGCUUAUCAUAGCCUAGGAGAGUUCGAAAGAGCCAUCCAGUAUCAUGAACGUCAUCUAAAAAUUGCCAAAGAAGUGGGAGACAAGGCUGGAGAGGGAAAGAGUUACUGCAAUCUCGGCAAUGCUUAUGAUAGCCUAGGAGAGUUCGAAAGAGCCAUCCAGUAUCAUGAACGUCAUCUAAAAAUUGCCAAAGAAGUGGGAGACAAGGCUGGAGAGGGAAAGAGUUACUGCAAUCUCGGCAAUGCUUAUCAUAGCCUAGGAGAUUUCGAAAGAGCCAUCCAGUAUCAUGAACGUCAUCUAAAAAUUGCCAAAGAAGUGGGAGACAAGGCUGGAGAGGGAAAGAGUUACGGCAAUCUCGGCAAUGCUUAUGAUAGCCUAGGAGAUUUCGAAAGAGCCAUCCAGUAUCAUGAACGUGAUCUAAAAAUUGCCAAAGAAGUGGGAGACAAGGCUGGAGAGGGAAAGAGUUACGGCAAUCUCGGCAAUGCUUAUUAUAGCCUAGGAGAUUUCGAAAGAGCCAUCCAGUAUCAUGAACGUCAUCUAAAAAUUGCCAAAGAAGUGGGAGACAAGGCUGGAGAGGGAAAGAGUUACGGCAAUCUCGGCAAUGCUUAUUGGAGGUUAGGAAAUCUGGAAAGAGCCGUCAACCUGUAUCGUUCUUGUGUCGUAAUUUUUGACGUUAUCCGAGCCAAUUUGCGGUUCAGAGAUGAUUGGAAGAUUAGCUACCGCGACAUGCAAAGAACCGCAUACACUUGUUUGUGGUGUCUUCACUUAAAACUAGAUCAAAUUUUGGAUGCGCUUUUAUCUGCUGAACAAGGACGUGCACAGGCUCUUAAUGAUCUGAUUUGUUUCAGGUAUGGGUCGGGAGGAACACAGCCUGGGCCUCACACUCCAGGGAAUUGUGAUCUUGAGGUCCUUGCAAGCUGUGCUGUUUCACAUACAGUUUUCAUGGCUGUAGAUGAUAAGGCACGCAAGAUAUUCUACUGGUUUAUUAACAGCUUUCAAGAUAUUCAAUUGAGAAGUACUGAGAUAAGUAAUUAUGGCUCGUUCGAAGAUGUCAAUACCUUUAUUGGAAGCUUAAUGAACACAGCAUCAAGAGCGUUUAAAAGAGGUGUUAUUGAAUGUGAAGAUCGCUCUCUUGAUGAGCCAUGCGCUGAAGAAUUAGCGAAGAAAAGGUCAGGUCGUGGUUAUUUCUCUCCUGAAAGCUCACCGAAAGCUGCUUUGAGGAUGUUGUAUGACGUUAUCAUUGAGCCGAUUGGUGAUCUGAUCAAUGGCGAUGAAAUUAUCUUUGUUCCCGAGAGUUCAUUGUGGUCUGUUCCUUUUGCUGCAUUGAUGGAUCCCGAGUCAAAUUAUUUGUGUGACUCUUUCCGAGUUCGAAUGACUCCAUCCCUAACUACUUUGAAGUUGAUAAACGAUUACCCAGACGACUUCCACAAUAAGAAAAGUGCUUUACUUGUGGGUGAUCCAUGUUUAGAGGGGGUUCUUUACGAGGGGAGGAAGCUCGAUCCACUGCCAUGUGCGAGAGAAGAAGUUGAGAUACUCGGGAGAAUCCUUGGCGCUGAUCCUCUUAUUGGUGAAGAAGCAAGAAAAGAUGAAGUGUUGAGGCGACUUCCCUCUGUUGCCUUGGUGCACUUUGCUGCACAUGGCCGAAUGGAAACAGGCGAAAUUGCCUUGGCGCCACGAAGUACCUGCUCAUCACUGCUCUUUGUUGAGGAGGAUUUUAUUCUAACAAUGAAAGAUGUGCUGGAUGUUCGGAUGCGAGCGAGGCUGGUUGUGUUAAGUUGUUGUCACAGUGGUCGUGGAGAGAUUAAGGCUGAGGGAGUUGUUGGAAUUGCAAGAGCGUUUUUAGGUGCCGGCGCUCGCUCUGUUCUCGUGUCGCUGUGGGCAAUUGAUGACAAGGCUACUCUCGUGUUUAUGAAACAUUUCUAUGAAGAACUGGUUACUGGCAAGCUUGCAAGUGAAGCUCUUAACCAAGCUAUGAGGAGCAUGAAAGAGUCUGAAGAGUUCAGCGAUGUGAAGUACUGGGCACCCUUUGUACUCAUUGGGGAUGACGUCACUCUGGAAUGA
Pocillopora meandrina is the source of this 6172-nucleotide messenger RNA. The record is from the annotation of a GenBank genome assembly. Lineage: Eukaryota; Metazoa; Cnidaria; Anthozoa; Scleractinia; Pocilloporidae.